AUUAAAAAAAUACAUGUGUUUUGAAAGUACAGUGUUUUUCAGUCAAACAUGUGUUGUACUUGUCUUAUGAUGAAGUAAUUGAUACAAACAAUUGGAAAGACAUUCAACAUCUGAUCCAAUCAAACCAAACCGACAACACAAUGGUCCUCAAGAAACUGGAUAAUCGUCUGAAAGUAUUGAUCGAGAAUGGUAUCAAUUUGGGACACCGAUCCAUGUUUGUGGUCGUCGGCCAAAAAGCCAAAGAUCAGGUACCGAUAUUGCAUGAAAUGCUAUCGAAAUGUCAGGUCAAAAGUCGGCCAACAGUUCUCUGGUGUUAUAAGAAAGAGUUGGGAUUUUCCACUCAUCGGAAGAAACGGAUGAGACAGUUGAACAAAAAGAAGAAAGCGGGCAUCGAUUUGGACAACGAUGAGGAUCUGUUUAUGACAUUUGUUGCCCAAACAAACAUACGUUACAGUUAUUAUAAUGAAACCCAUAAGAUAUUGGGACAAACGUUUGGUAUGCUUGUACUUCAAGAUUUUGAGGCCAUAACACCCAAUCUAUUGGCCCGAACUGUCGAAACGGUUGAAGGCGGCGGUAUUGUUGUUGUCCUAUUGAACGCAAUUGAUUCACUUAAGCAGUUAUAUACGAUGACAAUGGAUGUACAUUCAAGAUAUCGUACGGAAGCCCAUCAGGACGUUAUCAAUAGGUUUAACGAACGAUUCAUUUUGUCGAUAGUUUCGUGCAAAAUGUGUGUCUGUGUCGACCACAGGCUAAACAUACUGCCCGUAUCGUCACAUUUGGCCGAUCUUAUAGCUGUUCCCCGGAAAGAUUCGUCGACACCGUUGUCGCCGAACGAUACAGAAUUAGGCGAAAUGCGCCAACAGUUGGCCGACACACAACCGAUCGGUUCGAUAAUCAAUUUGUGCAAAACACUGGAUCAGGCAAAAGCUGUCCUCAAGUUUGUCGAUACGAUUUCGGAGAAAACACUGAAUUCGACCGUAUCGUUGACCGCUGGCAGAGGUAGAGGCAAAUCGGCUGCACUCGGACUGGCAAUAUCGGCGGCCAUUGCAUUCAACUAUUCAAAUAUUUACGUUACGUCGCCGUCGCCCGAAAAUUUGAAGACAUUGUUUGAGUUUGUGCUCAAAGGUUUUGAUGCCAUUCAUCUGAAAGAACAUCUGGAUUACGAUAUCAUUCAGUCGACAAACGUUGAGUUCAACAAAGCCGUCGUCCGAAUCAAUGUGUUUCGAGAACACAGACAAACCAUUCAAUAUAUUCAUCCAACAGAUGCUCUGAAGAAUAAAAUAUUGUCCCAAUCGGCCGAACUGGUGAUCAUUGACGAGGCGGCAGCCAUUCCGCUACCAAUUGUCAAAUCAUUGAUUGGUCCGUAUUUGGUAUUCAUGUCGUCGACAAUCAACGGCUACGAAGGAACUGGUCGUUCACUAUCAUUGAAACUACUGCAACAACUCAGACAACAGAGCGCUAGUUUAGGACACAAAGCGGGAACAGCUGUCACGGGUCGUACUUUACACGAACUAACACUAAACGAGUCGAUUCGUUAUCAAAAUGGUGAUCACGUCGAACAAUGGCUCAAUAAAUUGUUAUGUCUGGAUGCGACUAUUGUCGAAUCGGUUCCGAUCGGCGGUUGUCCACUUCCCGAUAACUGUAAUCUAUAUUAUAUUAAUAGAGACACAUUGUUUAGCUUUCAUAAGGCAUCCGAAGAGUUUCUUCAGCGAAUUAUGGCACUGUAUGUGUCGUCUCAUUACAAGAACACACCGAACGACUUGCAGAUGAUGUCUGACGCACCACAACAUCAUCUGUUUUGUCUGUUGCCGCCAAUCAGUGACAAACAUCGAUCUAAAGGCAAAAUACCUGAUGUAUUGUGUUUUAUUCAAGUCUGCUUCGAAGGACAGAUAUCUGAAGACUCCAUUACGAACAGUCUGUCUCGUGGCAGACGAGCCGCUGGUGAUCUGAUUCCGUGGACAAUAUCGCAACAGUUUCAGGAUUCACACUUUGGUUCGCUAUCGGGAGUACGUGUUAUCAGGAUUGCCACAAAUCCUAACUACCAGGGAAUGGGAUACGGAUCGCGUGCACUGAAACUCUUGGAAGACUAUUUUUGUGGUCAAUUCAAUAUUGAUCUCAACGAAAAUGAAGCGACAAUUGAGUCGACCGAUAGCGAUGGUCAAAGCAAGACAUUGCCGCCAUUAUUGUUGGCAUUAAACGAACGAAAAGCUGAACACUUGGACUAUUUGGGCGUUUCGUUUGGUUUAACCAGUGAUUUGCUGAAGUUCUGGAAGAAAUCUGGUUUUGUUCCGAUCUAUUUGAGACAAACACCAAAUGAAUUGACUGGAGAGCACUCAUGUAUUAUGUUAAAGGUAUUGAACGAGUCAUCCAUUGAAGAUAAUAUCACAGCUUCUCAGCUUAGAUCCAAUAAUUGGCUCAAAGAGUUUUGGAUAGACUUCAGGCGACGUUUCAUAUCAUUACUGUCCUAUCAGUUCAGUAAAUUUGGAUCAGCUUUUGCACUAAAUAUUCUCCACAACACAAACAUCAAAACAGUUGACAAUACAGAUGUCAAACAAUUGAAUAAAGAAGAACUGGAAGUUCAUUUGACUUUAUAUGAUUUGAAACGUCUGGAACUGUAUUCACAAAAUCUUGUCGAUUAUCAUCUGAUUGUAGAUCUGUUGCCAAUCGUUGCCAGACUUUAUUUUACCCAAAGAUUUAGUUCGCAAAUUCAUUUAUCGCACGUUCAGAACGCCAUUCUCUUGAGUAUUGGUUUACAACACAAAGACAUCGAUGACAUAACCAAUGAAUUAGGUCUGCCUUCCGGUCAAGUGUUGGGUUUGUUUAGUCGUGUCAUCAAAAAGUUUGCAAACUAUUUGAAAGCAAUUGAAGAGAAAUCCAUUGAAAAGACAUUAACAAACAUUAAAUCAUUUGAUGAAAACAAGUUACGACCCAUCAGUCAGACACUGGACGACGAGUUAGAAGAAGCGGCACAAGUGGUCCAAAGGUCUGAGAAGAAACAAUUCAAAGAGUUGUCUAAAGAUUUGGCUCAGUAUGCCAUCAAAGGAUCGGAGGAUGACUGGGAUAGUGCACUGAAAGGCAGCAAAAAGACAUUGAUUUCCAUCAAAAGUCUUGCAAAGCGAUCGAUUGGCGAUGAAAGCGGUGACCAAAAGUCUAACGAAAAAAAUCAUAAAAAGCAAAAAAAGUUUAAGAAAUUUAAGAAAAACAAAAAUCAUUGAUUGAAAUGAUUUUUUUUUAUUAAAAUUUAUAUUUGACUUCAAUAUUGUUGAUAACUUAUAAGACAAUUAUUUUAUUAAUAUUAAACUAAAUACCAUUAA
Molecule: messenger RNA, 3314 nt
Organism: Oppia nitens
Lineage: Eukaryota; Metazoa; Arthropoda; Arachnida; Sarcoptiformes; Oppiidae
Product: RNA cytidine acetyltransferase-like
Exons: 4
Coding region: 141-3215 (1024 amino acids)
Biological process (GO): rRNA acetylation involved in maturation of SSU-rRNA
Cellular component (GO): nucleolus; 90S preribosome
Molecular function (GO): 18S rRNA cytidine N-acetyltransferase activity; tRNA binding; ATP binding
Source: RefSeq, a predicted model, not a curated record